Messenger RNA from Fusarium venenatum, 801 nucleotides. RefSeq lists its product as uncharacterized. The record is from RefSeq and is a predicted model, not a curated record. NCBI's taxonomy places the organism in Eukaryota, Fungi, Ascomycota, Sordariomycetes, Hypocreales, Nectriaceae.
AUGAAGGUCACCAACGCUAUCUUGUCUCUCCUUGCCUCUCAGGCGGCGGCUCAAGUCAUCGAUAUCCAGAUUGGCGAUACCGCGGCGCUUGGCCUUAUGCGAGAGGUCGCUCAAGCCGAAAAGAGUGGUGAUCAUGCUCGUGCUGCCGAGCUCCGAGAUCUAUUGAGCAAAUCGCGUGGUCCUUCGCGAGAGAGAACUCAGUGGAAGACUGAGUGUUCCGUCAGCUCCAACAUCAAUGCAGAGAUUUACGUCGUUCCCGACCCUUCAAACGCUCCCAAAGAGAUCGCCUGGGCAAUGGAUUACCUCGACAAAUAUUGGACAACCGACGAUGGUGGUGAACUUCCCUACCCCGGUGACUUCGAUCGUUUCAUGCACUCCGACGGCUUCAGAAUCAUCCGCACCGACUAUAAGGAUCUGCCUUGGGCUGUUCGCAAGUAUAGAGAGGAACUUCUUAAGGGGGGUACCAAGAUGGAGCGUAAAUUUAUCGCUGAGCUGGAUGGAGUAGCCUUCUUUGCGCCUGGCGUUGUGACUUGGCUUGCACCUCUGUUCGCAGGUAGCGAUGUCAAGCCUGGCCAGAAUGCUUGCGAGGACGAACUCGUUGACUUUAGCAACUGGGAUAAAACGAAGAUCGGAUCUGAGGAUGUCAAGUUUUCGUUCAACUACGGCGGUAGAAUGCAAGUCGGAAACUCCAUUGGCAUUCAAGUGCAUGCAAAGAAAUCUAUGAAGCAAGAAUCCAACAGAAAGACGGAAGAGGCAAUCAAGAAGGUAGCUGAGAGCGAGGCCGAGGCUGGUGAGCUGUAA